Messenger RNA from Laccaria bicolor S238N-H82, 597 nucleotides. RefSeq lists its product as uncharacterized. Gene Ontology annotation, biological process: endoplasmic reticulum to Golgi vesicle-mediated transport. The record is from RefSeq and is a predicted model, not a curated record. Gene Ontology annotation, cellular component: endoplasmic reticulum membrane. Bases 1 to 597 code for a protein of 198 amino acids. The transcript has 4 exons. Lineage: Eukaryota; Fungi; Basidiomycota; Agaricomycetes; Agaricales; Hydnangiaceae.
AUGGGCGUCCGAGCUGGCAUCGUCGUCUGCGUCACCAGCUUCUUGUUGGGCGCCCUAUUCACCCACUGGAUAGCAGACUCCUUAACACUGUGGAAGUCGCCUGUGACCGACGAACAUCUCUGGACCGCUGCCUCAUACUACUCAAUUUUGGCUAAAGGUCCUUCAGAGAUCCUGUAUUUCUUAUCCGCUAUCGUCAUUCUAGGGGGAACCACCAUUCUGUGGAGCCUGAACGAUGGUGAAGCUGGAAACCUUAUGUUCGAUGGAGGGAGCAUCUUUCUUUUUGGUACAGCCAUUGCCAUGUAUCUGCACUCCGUUCUCCCCAGCCUAUUCGCAAAAUUCAGUUCGCUCCCAGCGCAUCAGUUGAAGGAUCCCUUCCCGCGCGCAUUGAGGCACGCUACACUUGAGCUAGCCUCCAACAACCUCAUCUGCAGUGUCGCCCUUACAGGUGUCCUCGCCCUUCAGGCUGGGCGGUUCUGGGCAGAAAGCGCUGACGAUGGCGAUGAUGACUACGUGGUCGUCGAGUCUGAGGAACAAAAGGAAGCCCAAUCGAGAGCCAAAACGCCAGAAGCCCCAGAAGAACAGUUGGUUCAAAGCUAA